Molecule: messenger RNA, 3745 nt
Organism: Lepidothrix coronata (blue-crowned manakin)
Lineage: Eukaryota; Metazoa; Chordata; Aves; Passeriformes; Pipridae
Gene: CHRNA5
Product: cholinergic receptor nicotinic alpha 5 subunit
Exons: 6
Coding region: 104-1408 (434 amino acids)
Biological process (GO): signal transduction; monoatomic ion transmembrane transport; chemical synaptic transmission
Cellular component (GO): synapse; postsynaptic membrane; neuron projection
Molecular function (GO): acetylcholine-gated monoatomic cation-selective channel activity; transmembrane signaling receptor activity
Source: RefSeq, a predicted model, not a curated record
CCCGGGCACAGAGGGGAAGGUGCCUUUGCCAAACUACGGCUUUUCAGGUGCACGUCAGCCUCGAUUGCCACACAUUUCAUUACACAGCGGUUAUGCUUUCUAAAUGCGUGUGUCUGAACCUUCUUUCAUUGCUAAAAGUGAAGAUCGUUUGUUCAAGCACUUAUUUGAAGACUACCAGAGGUGGGUUCGUCCAGUGGAGCGCUUGAAUGACACAAUAAAAAUCAAGUUUGGCCUUGCAAUCUCUCAGCUAGUGGAUGUGGAUGAGAAAAAUCAAUUGAUGACAACAAAUGUGUGGUUGAAACAGGAAUGGAUAGAUGUGAAAUUAAGGUGGAAUCCUGAAGACUAUGCUGGAAUAACAUCUAUCCGUGUCCCAUCAGAUUCCAUUUGGAUUCCAGAUAUUGUGCUGUAUGACAAUGCAGAUGGACGUUUUGAGGGAACAUCUACAAAAACCGUGGUUAAAUAUGAUGGCACCAUUGCUUGGACUCCACCAGCAAACUAUAAAAGUUCCUGUACUAUUGAUGUAACCUUCUUCCCCUUUGACCUCCAAAACUGCUCAAUGAAAUUUGGGUCCUGGACUUAUGAUGGCUCACAGGUUGAUCUAAUUCUUGAAGAUUAUGAUGUUGACAAAAGAGAUUUUUUUGAUAAUGGAGAAUGGGAAAUAGUGACUGCGACGGGGAGCAAGGGAAACAGGACUGAUGGCUGCUGCUGGUAUCCUUUUGUUACAUAUUCAUUUAUAAUUAGGCGUUUGCCCCUUUUUUACACGUUGUUUCUCAUCAUCCCUUGUAUUGGACUUUCGUUUCUCACCGUCCUUGUCUUCUAUCUGCCUUCAAACGAAGGCGAAAAAAUUUCACUUUGCACUUCAGUACUGGUCUCUUUGACUGUUUUUCUUCUUGUUAUUGAAGAAAUUAUUCCCUCAUCCUCCAAAGUUAUCCCACUUAUCGGAGAGUACUUGGUGUUCACUAUGAUAUUUGUGACCUUGUCCAUUGUAAUAACUGUCUUUGCCAUCAACAUCCACCACCGCUCCUCGUCCACACACAACGCCAUGGCACCUUGGGUUCGCAAGAUAUUUCUUCACAAACUUCCCAAGCUGCUCUGCAUGAGGAGUCACGUGGACAGAUACUUUGCCCAGAAGGAGGAAACAGGAAACACGAACGGCUCGGAAUCCUCAAGGAACACCUUGGAAGCGGCUCUGGAUUCCAUCCGCUACAUCACGAGGCACGUCAUGAAGGAGAAUGAAGUUCGUGAGGUUGUUGAAGACUGGAAAUACAUUGCUCAGGUGCUUGAUCGAAUGUUCUUAUGGGCUUUUCUUCUGGUUUCAAUCAUUGGAUCACUUGUGUUGUUUAUUCCUGUUAUUCAUAAGUGGGCAAGUAUAAUAGUACCUACACAUAUAGGCAGUACAAAUGCAUAAAAGAUUUUUGGAGCUGUCUCCUGCUAAUAUGGCUCCAAAGAGUUUUGCAGUAGCUCUGUUUCCAUGCUCGUUCUUUGUAGGCACGUUUCUGAUAGAGUGAAAAAAACACAAACAUUCCAAAACUAGAAAAUGAGGAUUAUAUUAAAGCAUGGCAUUCCUAGGACACAUAGAAAUCAGUUUGCUUAUUGCCAGUCUACUAAGUUACUUCUAAGCCAGGUCAGAAUUAAAAGAACUUUCUCAAGCACUUGCAUGUAUGAUUUAUGAAAAAAGCAUACACUGACACCUACUGCAAAAUAGAAGGAUUUAAAUUUUUUUAAUGAUGAUCACUGUAGUCCAAUUAUUAAAUUACUAUAUAAACUGUUAUACAGAGUAUUAUAUUUGCAGUUACACAGUGGAGUUGCUUAUUUCGAUUUACUAUAGUAUAAAAAGGAGAAUUUUUAUCAGCUCUCUUUAAUGUGCUGUAAGAGUAAUUUAAAAUAAUAGAAAAAAUGCAAGUUAAACUUCCUGCAUGUCCAGUAUACAACUGAAAAUAGUGAUUUGGCCAUGUUUUGCCUUUAUAAAUUUUCAGUGGAAUUUGCUGCUAAAUUGUAGAUCUUGUCAGUUCUGUGAUACUAACAUGAACAUUCAAUAAGCCUUAAAAUGCCUAAAGCACAUGUGUAUAUUGAUGUCUCCAUCAGCUUUGGAAAGGAAGGCAAAGACAGUUCCCAAGUUGCACAAGGGCUGGAACAUUCAGGUUUCUUUAUCCUUGAUGAAGAAUUUGAUACAGUUUGUAACUUGCAAACUUGUUAAUUAUUUCCUGUCUUUGUGUGUUUCUCAGAAUUAAGUUUUUAAGCAGAGGUUUUUGAUUUUUUAAUUUUAAGGAAUCUGGGGGAAUGUCUUUCUGAAGGAAAGGUUGUUGAAUUAUUAUGCCAUUGAACCAGAUACAGAUGAUUAAGUUUUCACACAUUUGUUAAACUGAACUUAAGAGAGCUGCCUUCAGUAGGUUCUCUUGCUUAUAAAACCACAUGUAACUCUUAAGCAGCAAGGACUUCAGCUUUCCAUUCUUUCUUUUUCCUGAGAUUGUUGAAAACAAACUUGCAAGUUUUCAAUUAUUCCAUUAAAGUCUAUUCUUUACGUUGAUUCCAACGCUACCUUUCUUCCUUUCUUAAAAGGUUUAUUUGUGGAAAAGACUAAACUAGUUGAGUGUUUUCCCACACCAAAGUUUUGUCAGUGCUCUUCAAAAUGUAGUUGUUAUCCUGUAGGACUAGCAGAGCAAUGCCAAGCUAGAGCAAGUCUGGGGAAGUUUUUGUUUGCUUAAGUUACUACCUUAAUAAUAACAGGUGUAGAUGAGAAGUUUUAAUGUAAAUGGUGGUAUCUUCGAUAAUAUAAGCUUUUAUAGUGGUUAUAAAUUUGAAAACCAGACACAUACUCCCCACACACCCCCCAGAGCUCCUUUAGAAUAGCCCUGUUUGAUUAUAAUAGUGAUUGCUUAUGCCAUAACUUAUAUAUAACUGAAUAUUUAAACUUAUAUAUAACUGAAUAUUUAUUUCAGAUUGUCUUAAGCUGUAGGAUUUUUUUGUGUUUUUAAGGCUCACAGGUGGAGAAAUGAUGCCAGGCAAGCCUUUUUUUUUUAAUAACAAUUUAUAAAUAAUUCUGAUUGUAAAGGGAGUUACUCUUCUUCAGCUACCCAGUUACAUUUGGCAUUGGAUAUCUGUGUUUCCUCUACUGCCAUCAUAAUUUUAAAGGUGAGCUUCAAAGAUUACCUGUUUUAAUCCAUUAAUAUAAGAAUUUUAAAUUCCUUGGUAUUACUAAGAUUAAACAAUGCAUCAGUGACUUCUCUGUGUGGAAGUUGCAGGAAUACUUUAGAAAGCUUGUUUCCUGUUCAAACACAAAAUUUCCUUUAUAGUCUUCCUUGGGUUUGAAUUACUGAAAUUUACUCUUACCCAAACAGAAAGCAAAGUAAGUAAAAAAGUAGAUUAUAAAUAUAUAUAUAUAUAUAUAAUUUUAUUAACUCUCCACCUUAUCUCUUUCCCCUUGUCAAGUGAUGUCUGUAGACUGCCCUGAUGGGCAGCACAUUGCCCAAUGGAGUCACAGUCCUUAUAAUAAUUCCCAAUUUUUGCAAAUGCAUGAAUUUCUUUUAGUCACUUCCACAGUCUGAUCAUGGUAGAUUUAGAGCUGACCCUGGAAUCCUUGGGGUCUGCAGCUUAUCAGGUGUGUCUGAAACAAGAGAAUGUUAACAGACUCAGAGAAAUGCACCUUUAUCCUGUAACUUAUAAUGAAUGUAUUGAACUGUAGGCAAUGCUACCUUAUCUAGGUUUUUGUUACUUGGUCAAAAUAAAUGGAAAAAAAGGCACCAUU